Messenger RNA from Meloidogyne enterolobii, 525 nucleotides. NCBI's taxonomy places the organism in Eukaryota, Metazoa, Nematoda, Chromadorea, Rhabditida, Meloidogynidae. The record is from the annotation of a GenBank genome assembly.
CAAAUAUGGCAACAACAUCAGCACCUAUACAAUUUGUGGCUGGAAGUGCUUUAAAAAUUGUUAUAAUUUUGUUGACAAUUGUGGUGUUGGUGCUGCUUGAUCCUUCUUAUGUUACUGCUUAUAUUUCUAUAAAUUAUGAAAUUGUUCUAAUUUAUAUUAUUUCUGCUUUAACUCUUCUUUAUUGUGUUGUUUCGAUCAUAAUGUAUGCCAUAAUGCAACGAAGUGUGCGGGAAGGCGAAGAACUCCAUUUAACUAAUUGUUCUUUGUCGGAAAUUGUGUUUGCUGGUGCUGGGAUGAUUUGCUGGAUGUUGGUUUGCGGCAUUGGAGGAACUGUCGCCCAACGGACAAUAAUUGAUACCGGAGAAUACUUUGGUUGGCUUGGGGCAUGUGCCGGUAUAAUUGUUUGCCUUUUUGCUGGAGUAUUAGCCCUCUUUGCUUUGGAUAUUUUGACAAACAAAAUUUUGAGUCCCCAACGAAGAAAGUAUCGUUAUACUCCUCCACAAAUUUGAGCAAAAAAUAUUUCUU